UACGCCAACUCUGCGGAGCUUACUAGCGUCAGCCCACUCCGUCGUGAGCGCUACUCUGACACUGGAACACCAGCUACCGACGAGGAUCAAGAGCGGACAAUAGUGCAGGAACUGGAGGAGGCGUGACCUAAAUCACGGACAACGAAGCCAACUGAGGCAGCGUCGGUGCAAGCUUGAAAAAUGAAACUCUUGAGUACUGUUGAACGUGAUGGACAAACGAUAAACGGAGUUUAAAGCAGUGCGGCAACUGGCCAUGCCUGGGCGAAAAUAUUGUCAUGAAUGGAUAUCGAUAACGGAAAGGCAUCUAAAUUCAUACAGUAUGGCUGGUUGGGGGCCACACGAGGCUGUAGAUAAUAGAUACCAUUAUGCGAACGUGCCACAUGUGCCACAUUACGAGAAUCAGCAGAAGCACAAGGAAGUCGAAAAUAAGAAGGAAGAAGGGAAGAAAAAAGAAAAGCGACACCUCCAAACCACAGAACUUCCGGAGCGCAAGGGAGAACUACGCAUGCCAACUAUUGACAAGCCCACGUUGGGGGUAAAACCCUCACUGAUGGUAACAAAGUCACCCAGCCAAGCGAUGCCGUUACCCGUGCAGAGCAUGCAGCCACCGCUGUGCAAGGUAUUGCCACCAUUCCCGCCGGGGGCAGCACCGAUGUCUCCGACGGGACCAUCCAUGUCGACAGACGGCGAUCCGUACAAAGAGUUUAGCGACGACUUCACCGACGACGAGGGGAGAGCGUCGGAUUUCGUCCGUUCCCAGCCGUCGCCGAGGUCCUGGCCGCCGUCCAACUGCAGCUCGCGCGCCCAGACGUCGGCGCCGCCUGAGGUGUACGACACGCGCUCAAGGAGCUGGCCAAGGGGAGACCAUUAUGAGAACGUGCCACAUGCGCCACAUUACGAGAAUCAGCAGAAGCACAAGGAAGUCGAAAAUAAGAAGGAAGAAGGGGAGAAAAAAGAAAAGCGACACCUCCAAACCACAGAACUUCCGGAGCGCAAGGGAGAACUACGCAUGCCAACUAUUGACAAGCCCACGUUGGGGGUAAUACCCUCACUGAUGGCAACAAAGCCACCCAGCCAGACGUCGGUGCCGCCCGAGGUGCUGUACGACUUGCCGUGGGAGAAGCGGUCGCAGAGCCUGCCGGAGGUCUGUGUCGAGUUCACCACCAAGGGCGGAUGUCCGCGGAAUCCGUGCGGCCACCUGCACGUGUGCCCCGACUUUGUGGCGGGCCAGUUCGUGCUGGGCGGGUGUGGGCGGCCGCACACGCUGCGUACGACACACAACGACGCGAUACUGAGGGCAACUCGGCUGGCGACAGGACGAAUAUGACCAGGUUCUCCGCUGGCUGACCGUGCGUGGCCACUGCGCCGCCGUGGGGGCGGCCGGCCUGCCACCCAUCUGCUUCGACUACGUUUAUAACAGAUGCCUGAAGAGCUCAUGCGAUGAGCUCCACGUGUGCGUCGGUUUCCUCGUGGGCACUUGCAAAGAUGACCGCUGUCCUCACAGCCACGCGCUGGCCGAUGCCGGUAGGAACACGCGCGUCAUCAUGAAGGCUGGCUGCGGCGAUGUACCCAUCGCCAAGCUGCGCAGAAAGAUGGCCGCUCGGCUGCGCAAGGCGAAUAGCGCGCUCAAGGAGCUGGCCAAGGGGACCUUAAGGUAGUUAAUGCUGGACGGAGGCACAGCCAGGGUGAAGGACAUGAAGUCGACCAAGGGCCCCUUUAGGGUGAAAGACCCCCCAAAAAGAAUCACCAGAUAUUUCCCAGUUCUUAAUGAUGGGCUUUCUUUGUGAUUUGUAAUUUUUUUCUUUAUUAACUCGAGCAGAAGCCAGAAGCUACGGCGAGAUCAGCUCUGUUCGAAUUUAAAAGGCAAAACCGAAGCAGUCAGGUGUCAGCAGUCAGCAUAGAAAAGGUCGCCGGCGCUCUUUGUUUUGCUGUGGUUUGGUGGACUCCCUUUGAACCGAUGGCAUUCAGAAGCUUCACCAGAAGUUUGAUCUGGGUCCUAUACAGAUAUUGAGAACCCCGUGAACGUACGGUUGAUCAAAAUUGCGUCAAAAACGUGUACUUACAUGACCAACCCAUGUUCGUCUGAAAUUGGUCCACAUCGGGUCAUGUGUAAGAAGUGAGAAAAUUUAUUUCACGUGGAUUUGAGAAUGCAUAGUCAAAAAUCUUAGCAACAAAAACUUCGACUCACUGCGUUAUACCCUCUGCUGGCUGCGCGGCAUUGGCCCCGCAGCUAAGUCGUGACCAACGGGCAAACAAAACUGAGGACGCAUCUGAAAGAAGUGCCUUUGGACGCUUUAGGACAUCGACUUGUGCAUUUAAGAAGGCAUUUCAGUCGUCUUUUACCUUUGCAAUUUUAAGAAUGCCACUGAGAAUAAACCCCAGUUCGGCUCAGCUGGCACUGGCUGGAAUGGGCUGGACACCUUAUCGUUCGGUACUGGGGCUCCUGACUGACACAGGGCCCCGACAAGGGCUUCGGGGACCCAAAUCAAGGCAAAUGGUAGGGCUCGGCCUUGCUUCCGCAAGAGAAAUGGGCCUCAGGGCUCAGACCGAUACGGAGUCAACUGCUGUUAGUGGUCUCUGGUCGACGUCAAGGUCCUUUUCGAGUCAGGGGUCCCCGAUCGGCGCAACAGUCCCCCUGUUAUUUGGGGGCUAGACUCCGCAGGCCGAGGCCACUGAAUAAGACACUGACAAACACCUCGUGCCCUUAUGGUAUUAUGCGCUCCACGAAUACUGUCUCUGGCCGACUCGGGGUCCCUUGCCAGCACAGUGCCUCCUGUUAGGCACCGUGGGCUCUUGACAGACGCUGCGGCCCCGAACAAGAUAAAUCGCUUGCCUUGGCUUUGUUCCAACUUGGUAAAAGGUCCACAGGCCCAUGCCGACAUGGAGCGGAUCGUGCGGUACUGGUGAUGUCUAACCGACAUAUGUGCUCUUGUCGACUCAAGGGACCCAGUUGGGCGCAAAGUGCCCUCUGGUUGGCUUUGGAGUGUCCGGCCCUGCGAAUGAAGUGCCCGGCCCUGCGAAUGAAGUGCCCGGCCCUGUGAAUGAAGUGCCCGGCCCUGUGAAUGAAAUGUCCGGCCCUGCGAA
Pollicipes pollicipes is the source of this 3084-nucleotide messenger RNA. RefSeq lists its product as uncharacterized. Bases 254 to 1327 code for a protein of 357 amino acids. The transcript has 2 exons. NCBI's taxonomy places the organism in Eukaryota, Metazoa, Arthropoda, Thecostraca, Pollicipedomorpha, Pollicipedidae. The record is from RefSeq and is a predicted model, not a curated record.